AUGGAGGAUCCAACUGACACUUUAAUUGACACCACCGCAACAACAUUGACGAAGCUAUCCAUUGAAGAUGUACAGGCGAAACACCGCAAGGAGCGCAAAGAACUUCAGGCUAAAAUCCAAGAAUUAAAGAAAAAUGCACCCAAGUCCGAUAAAAAGAAACGAAAAGAGGUGCUGGAAGAAACUGCCAAAUUGGAAGCAAAUCUGGAGGCAAGACAAGCCGAAGAAUUGAAAAAAGCUGAAGCCGAAAUCAAUGCCAAUACUGCAGCCGAAUGUAACGAAAAGAGCCCGGUGGACAAUAAUAAACAACCUCAACAACGCAUAUCGAAGGCACAAAAACGUAGGGAUAAAAAAUCACGCGAAGCACGUCAACGGGAAGAAGAAAUAAAGGCUGCUGUCAAAGAGACGGUCUUUGCACCCAAGGCUGUUGAAUAUCGUAAACUGGUGGAUAAGUUGGAAAAACGCAACUUGGCUCUGCACGACAUCCCCUCGGAUGGUGAUUGUCUCUAUAAUGCAGUGCGUCAUCAGCUACAGCAACACGGUUUGGGAUCGCACAAUAUCCAAGAGCUUCGUCAUGAGACUGCCAAUUAUAUACACGCCAACAAAGAUACGCUUUUACCCUAUAUGACAAAUCCCCAGACUGGUGAUUUGUUAAACGAUGCGGAAUUUGAAAAAUAUUGUGAUGAUGUACGCAAUACGGCAGCCUGGGGUGGACAAAUCGAAUUAAAAGCUCUAUCGACAAUUCUCAAAGUACCAAUUGAAGUAAUACAAGCAGAUGGCUCACCCACUAUCCAAGGAGCAGAAGAAUUUGGUGGUGCACCAUUGAUAAUAACCUAUCAUCGUCAUAUGUAUAGUCAGGGUGAACAUUAUAAUUCGACGGUGGAAUUGACAGGAUGGGAGGGUGAAGAAAAUGAUGAAAAUUAG
Molecule: messenger RNA, 921 nt
Organism: Musca vetustissima
Lineage: Eukaryota; Metazoa; Arthropoda; Insecta; Diptera; Muscidae
Product: deubiquitinase OTUD6B
Exons: 1
Coding region: 1-921 (306 amino acids)
Biological process (GO): protein deubiquitination
Molecular function (GO): cysteine-type deubiquitinase activity
Source: RefSeq, a predicted model, not a curated record